CAUCAUUCAAGUUUUGAAUUUUCUACAAUCUCAAAGUUUCAACUUACAAAUUUAAAAAUCCAUUCAAAAUGAAAUUCGCUGUUGUUUUUGCAUUGAUUGCUUUCUUGGCUGUCUUCGUCGUUGCUGAAGACCUCGAAAAUAACGAAAAUAACGAACAAGGCGAGCAAAUUGACCAAUUUGAACCAGUCGAGCAACUUAGACUUUUGGCUAGAUUCAGACGUGGCGCUCCACCAUCCAAGAAGCCAUCAACCACAACAGGUGCAGCAACAACAACCGGAGGUGCUGCAUCGACUGACGAAGCUGCUGCUGCUGAUGAAAGCACAAGUGCUUAAAUAUUUAAUAUUUAUAGAAUUUUUUGAGUGAUGAGUCUGAAAAAGACAUAAAAAUUUAAUGUCAAAUGUAGAAAUGAAAUAAAACCUUUAAAUUUUGA
Messenger RNA from Chironomus riparius, 430 nucleotides. NCBI's taxonomy places the organism in Eukaryota, Metazoa, Arthropoda, Insecta, Diptera, Chironomidae. The record is from the annotation of a GenBank genome assembly.